GUGCUUCUUGGAGUUCCGGUGCAAGUUCAGUUUGUUGAGUUCCCACGUAUGGUGUAAGGCAGUAGAGGAGGAUGUCGUCCCCUGAGAAAGAAGAAUACCUGGUCAUUGAAAAAGGGGCCAUGGGUGAUGAGUCAUCCUCGAGGCUGGGGCAGCGUGUGGUGGGGGAACAGGUGGUGGUGAACGAGGAUGGGUCCAGGACGGUCAUCAGAACUGUGGAAGAGACCUUUGAGGAGGAGGUGGAAGAGGAGUUUCACAGUAGCGCAUCAUCAGCCACGUCUACCGACAGCUCCCCAGCUAUCAAAGCACGGGGCGGGCCCAUGCGCAUCUAUAUCAAGCAGGGCUUCCGACUCUUCGGCUCUCCUGAUAGGGGAAAACACAAAGUUAAACGGAAGGUCAAACGUACCAAGCUCAGAACAGAGUCGUUCACCGAAAGAAAUGAGUUUGAGGACGCUGAUUCUGGAAUCGAAAAUGCCACCCCGGCAAAGUCACCCAGGGUAGGUCGCAAAGAAUCCAUCAAGGAAUACGUAACACAAAAGAUGCUGGAGAAUCAUCCGACGGAUGAUCCGCCGCAGCCUCGUCCCCAGCAAUCCCCCAUCAUCGGUCGGACAGGCAAACUUUACAAACGGAAGCGAAAAGAGCCGUGUCCGUAUUGUGAGUACACCAGACAGGUCCUGACCAUGAUGGGACAUGACAUGGACGAGACGGAAAAGCUGGUAUUAAAUGUGGGGAAGGUGAAAGAAUGUUUGGUCCAAGAGAUGGCAAAUAUCGAAGAAAGGCAGAGGAUCUUGAAAGAGCGUAUUGUUUACGAGGAGAGGCUGAUGAGACAGAGAAGGCUUCAGGAGCAAUACCAGAAACUGAAGAAGCUAAAAAAGAGGAAAAGAAGGCGGCAAAUGAAGCCCGUGGAACAGCCGAGUCCCAAGAAAGCAGUUGCCAUAGCGAUGCGAGUUGGUCCCGAACAGACCGAGAACAAACAGGUUGGUCUGUACAGGCUGUACAAGCCGCCAAUGCCGAUGACGGCAAGGCCACCAAAACUGGAGGAAGGCCAUCCGAUUCAUCACGAGCUAGACGUGUCAAAACCGCAUGGGCCAAAAUGUCGCUCGCACCACCAUACCGACCUGUACCCAGAGGAUGAUGGGAAGUACCACUGCCAUGGUGAUGUAAAAAUCCACAGGGGGGACAUGUAUUACACAAUUCCAUCCAAGGACCUGCUGUUCAGGAGCUAUGCACAGGAGAAGGAAGUUGAUCCAGUCACGAUAGAGAGAAUCAUGGACAAAAUCCCUCAGAUACGGAAGCAGCAGGGUGACCAUGUCAUCGUGUUGGACGAAGACAUCCUGACGUUUGGAAACUGGGAGGAAAUAAAAAGCGAAGUCAUCAUCCCCCACCACGUGCUGCGAAUGGAUGAAGCUCCUGCCAUGCCAUUGGAGAGAGAGGGUAGAGUGUCGCCAAUCACGCUUGAGAUGGGGACCUGGGACGAGGUGUUGAACGACGUCUUCCACAUCGCAAUCGACAAGGAGAUGGUGUCCAGGGAACCUCGGUAUUUAAGGGGACAAAACAAGAAUGCAUGGACAUCAAUGGAGGAAACGGAUGAGGUACCCAAGUUACAGUAUCAGGCUGCACAGAUCAAUGUGGUUGAACAGGAGGUAUUCAAACCACAGACAGAAGAAAUAGAGGUGGAGGAGGCAGAGUAUCUGAAUGGUGUCCUGCGGUCGAUAUACACCAACCUGGAACAGGUGAAUGGUGAGUUCCCUGGGUACUGUGACUCCUGCGCACAUGCCAAGCUUCACGAGGUCAUGCAGGAAGUCUUUGAAGCCGAAAUGUCACAAGUAGUGUUUGAAGAACCGAAGUACCUUGAAGGGGAGGAAGGCAAGGCCCACGUUAAGUUGGAAGAAACGAAAGAGGAGCUUCCUCCCCUUCCAUUUCACAUGCUGGCAUACGGGCAAGCAAUCAUGGACAUGUAUAGACCGAAUGCUAAGAAGGUCAGAUCUGAAUCACCACGAUACCUCCACUCAGUGGAAGACCUGGCAUAUCUACGUGAGGAGGAUUACGAUGAAGACAGCGAGAGAAUCGAAAUGGAGAGGUUGAUGGGGGAGCAGGUAAAACAAGUCCUGUGGGAGCACAGUACAGGUGAACUUCGCUCCAGUAGUCCCGAGUAUCUGAAGGCUAUGGUUUCGGAAGGUUACGUCACAGAAGAAGGAGAAGAUGGACAGAUUAGCCCCACCCCUUCCCUGCAGUCUAUCCUUAUUGGAGAGACACUGAUGGAUAUUUUCCGGGCGGAAGCAGGGGCGGUAGAGACCGAGGACCCACGUUACCACCAAGGAAUUGUUUCCAGAGAGUAUGCAGCAGAGGAAGAAAUUGAUGGCACCAUCAGAAGUGAACGUUUUGACAAAGCUGCCGUAGAGUUGAUGAGACAAGAAUCUUUCAAAACACAGUCUGGAGUUAGGAGGUCGGAACAUGCUCGUUUUUUUGCAAACGAGAACCAAUCAUAUGUUCCAGAAGAAUCCACCGGUAAAUUCUCGCCCGUCUCGUUUGAAAACGCUCUGCUUGGACAAGUCUUUGUCGACCAAUGGAAGGCUGACUUACAAACUAUAGAAGCAGAGACGGCCAGGUAUCACCAAGGGAUUGUCCAACACGAAAUUAUCAGUCGUGAAUCCAUCGAUGGAAAAGUCACCCCUCCACCGCAUCCUCAAAAUGUGGUCGUUGGACAGGCCCUGAUGGACAUAUUCAAAGCCAAUGUUGAAGAAGUCCCUCUGGAGAAGCCCAGAUACCAUGCUACAGAAAAUGACUUCCCACAAGAAUCCACAGGGAAAAUUUCUCCGUUAUCUUUUGAAAGUGCCGACUUUGGGGAGGUCUUUAUGAAAAAGUGGAAAGCAAUCCUGAAACAGGAGGAGGUUGGAGUUCCGAGGUACCACCAAGGCAUUCUGUCGGACGAAUACAUAGCGGAUGAGUGGAUAGACGGAAGAAUAUCACCCAGGCCAACUGCCCAGAACCUUCUUACAGCUCAGGUCUUGAUGGAAACAUUCAAGGCAACCACAGAGCAAGUCAGAGAAGAGAUACCUCGAUACAUGGCCAAGGAAGAUCAAACAUCACAUAGGGAGGAAUCGACAGGCAGAGUGUCCCCCGUCUCAUUCGAGAGUGCCACUUUGGGAGAGAUCUUCAUGGAAAAAUGGAGGACAAACAUCGACCUUGUCAAAGCGAGUUCACCUAGAUAUCACCACGCUGUCAUUGGAGAUGAGUACGUCGGCAGAGAAGAGGCUGAUGGGAGAUUGUCUCCUCAGCCAACUUUUAAAAACCUGCUGUCAGCCCAGGUCCUGAUGGAGACAUUCAGGGCAACUUCUGACAAAGUCCGAGCAGAGGUGCCGCAACACUUUGCCAGGGAGGGCCAAACAUCAGAGGACUCCACCGGUACUAUUUCGCCUGUUUCAUUUGAAAAUGCUACUUUUGGUGAGAUCUGCAUUAAGAAAUUCAAAGCAAUUACAAAGGAGCAGAAAACUCGACUUCCACGAUACCACCAUGCAUUUGUCUCGGACGAAUUUGUUGCAGAGGAAGGAAUAGAUGGGAGAAUUUCACCUAGCGGGAGAGCUGAGCACCUGUUAGCAGCUCAGGUUCUAAUGGAAACAUACAAGGUGACCUCUGAGCACGUGAGAACAGAGAAACCACGACAUGUGGCAAGGGAAGGUCGUACGUCAGACACAGAGGAGUCCACCGGUACCAUCCCUCCUGUCACUUUCGAAAGUGUGGCCUUAGGUGAAGUGUUCAUGGAGAAAUGGAGAACAAACCUUGACGAAGUCAAGGCACAAGCUCCGAGGUACCACCAUGGCUAUAUUUCAGAUGAAUUUGUCGGAAUGGAAGAAAUAGACGGGAGAAUUUCUCCCCAGCCAACUCUUGAUAAUCUGCUAACAGCCCAAGUACUCAUGGAAACGUUCAGGGCAACCUCUGAGCAAGUUAGAGAGCAGGUGCCGCGACACAUGGCUAAGGAAGGUCAAAUGCCAUGGAGAGAAGAAUCUACUGGAAAAGUGUCCCCAUUUUCAUUUGAGAAAGCUGAUUUGGGAGAGACAUUCAUGGAACAGUGGAGAACCAACAUCGAUCUGGUCAAAGCCAGUUCACCGAGAUACCACCAAGCUAUCAUGUCAGACGAGUAUGUAGGGGAGGAAAAAGUUGAUGGUAGACUGUCCCCUGAACCUACCCUCCAAAAUCUGUUUGCAGCGCAAACCCUAAUGGAAACAUUCAGGGCGACUUCAGGCCAAGUCCGAGCAGAGGUGCCAUGUUUCUUUGCCACUGAGGGGCGAACUUCCGGGGAGUCAGAAUCAGCUGGUCGAAUUUCUCCUGUAUCUUUCGAAAGUGUUACCUUUGAUCGAGUCUUCAUGGAGGAGUGGAGAACAAACAUUGACAGAGUGAAGGCAGAAACACCAAGAUACCACCAGGGGAUCACUUCAAAUGAGUUUCUGUAUGAGGAUGAAGUGGACGGUAGAAUUUCACCUCAGCCAAACUUUAAGAACCUGGUGACAGCUCAAGUACUGAUGGAAACCUUCCGUGCAGCGUCUCAAGAAGUCAGGGAAGAAGUACCAAGACAUGUCGCGAUGGAGGGCGAACUUUCUUUGGAAGAUGAGUCAACCGGGAAAGUCUCUCCUGUCUCGUUUGAAAGGGCUGCACUUGGGGAGAUCCUCAUGCAAAAGUGGAGAACCCAAAUUGACCUGGUGAGAGGUUCCUCUCCAAGGUACCUGCAUGCCAUCCUCUCGGAUGAAUACGUUGGGGAAGAAAGGGUGGAUGGUAGGCUGUCCCCAGAGCCGUCAUACGACAACCUCGUAGCAGCACAGACACUGAUGGAAACAUUCAAGGCUACCACAAAGCACAUCAGAGCAGAAGCACCAAGGCACUAUGCCAUGGAAGGGCAGACAGCUCUACGUGAGGAAUCUACUGGAAGAAUAUCACCAUUCACCCUGGAAGGUGCCAUGAUGGGGGAAAUCUUGCUGCAAAAGAUGAGUGCAGACUUGUCUGUAAUUGACUCACAGAAACCAAGGUACCUUCAAAGUGUUGUCUCUAAUGAGUAUAUGAGAUCUGAAGUAAUAGAUGGGAGGCUGUCACCAGAGCCCUCUAUGGAGAAGCUCAUGUUGGGGGAGGCUUUCAUGGAGACAUUCAGAGCUGCAGCAUAUGAAGUAAGGGAAGAGGUACCUCGACAUUGGGCCAGGGAGGGUCACGCAUCAUUGCUGGAGGAACAAACGGGAAGAGUGUCUCCAGUAGCAUUUGAAGCUGCAUCUCUGGGUCACAUCUUCAUGGAAAAGUGGAAAGCAAACUUGGAGAAGAUCAAGGCCGAAGAAGCAAGGUACCACCAAGCCAUAGUUCAAGAGCAGCUGUUUUGGGAGGAAAGGACAGAAGGAGAGAUCCCUCCUAACCCAAAUCUCCAGAAUCUCGUGCUUGGGCAAGCUUUGAUGGACACGUUCCGAGCCACUGAACACCACGUAAAGGCACAGGCUCCACAGUACAGGGCCACUGAAAAUUACGAAUCACUGAAAGAGGGUUCUACCGGUAGGGUAUCACCACUUUCAUUUGAAUCGGCAGUGUUUGGGGAGAUUUUCUUGGACAAGUGGAAGGCUAGCCUGGAACAGGUGAUAGCAGAAGCUCCCAGGUUCCAUCAGGCUAUUGUAAAGGAUCAGUACGUUCCAGAAGACAGGAUCGAAGGAAAGCUGUCACGCACUCCUUCCUUCAGGAAAGCAGAAAUGGACCAGGUUGCCAUGGACACACACAAAGCAAAUGCCAUGAAAGUUAUGGCCCAGUUGCCGCAGUAUCAGGCCAAGGUGAAUAAUGCAUUUUUAGAAGAAGGUACCACAGGUAAAGUGUCGCCUGUUUCCUUUGACUCUGUCAGGUAUGGAAAGAUUGUCAUGGAAAAGUCAAAGGCCAGUCUUGAGCAAGUUCAAGCAGAGAAGGCCAGGUAUCACCAGGCUAUUGUGAAAAAUCAGUACAUACAGGAGGAUACCACAGACGGAAAACUGUCUCGUGCUCCGUCAUUCAGACAAGCAGCUGUCAGUAAUACCACCAUGAAGACACUUAGAGCAGCCGCUAUGAAAGUGAAAGCACAAGCAGCUCGACACAAAGCCACAAUGAACAAAAGUGAGACACAAGAAGAGUCAACGGGUAGGAUAUCACCAGUGUCGUACCAGUCAUCCGUCACAGGCCAUGUCGUCUUUGAGAAGUUCAGGGCGAAUCUCGAGUUAGUUCAAGCAGAAGCACCGAGGUAUAAACACGGUAUCCAGAAGCAGCAGUUCCUCCAAGAGGAUCAUACCACAGCAGCUCCACCUCUACCAAACUUCGACAGACCUGUAUUUUAUGCCGUGAAACAAAAUCUUUAUCAGCAUCAGACAAACUGGGAGAGAUCGGAAAAGCCGCAGUACCUACAGGUGCAAGAACAAGAGGCCAGACUGCAUUUUGAACAAGAAGGGGAAGUGCCGCCUCUGACGUUCCAGAGAAGCGUCCACGCACAGGUGAUGUUGAAUAUGUACCGGGCAAGUCAUGAGGAACUGGAACUUGAAAUGCCUCGAUACCACCAGCCCGUUCAACACCAGGUCCAUGUCAAUUAUGAAGAAGUUGAAGAGGAGAUUCCAGUCGUGAACAUGGAGGCUGUGGAAUUUGCUCCAGUCGAACCAGCAUUUUACAGGGCAGCGCUGGAUAUGGUACGGGCAGACAUAGAUUUGAUCGAAGCAGAACUAAAGAAAGCCAACUCGCACCCAGAGUCAUAUGAAAAACUCCCAGGAUUUUCCACAGAUAGAGCAAAGGCAGUGCCGCUGGAAAAGGUAGACGUUCGCAGUGCCGAGGAAGGACUGCAGAGAAGCGAGAGUCCAUUGUAUCUGAAAUCCGUUCAAAAUACGGCAUACGUCCAUGAAUCGGAUGUGGACGACAACAUAUCAGUCGUUGAGUUUGACAGUACUGAAGCCCAGCUCAUUCCAGGUGAAAAGGUGCAGACCAUUUAUAUCAACUCCCCACAAGUUGUUCCUGUUCCUAAGAAGCCUGUACACAAAGCCACGGAAGCCAACUUAAGGAAACUCAAAGAAACAAAGGACCUGAAUCUGCCAAAGGUUGAACUCUGUAAAGCCAAACCAAGCAUAGCACUUGGACAACUCAACAAGGCCAGCGCACGUACACCCAAGAUAGAGGAAGCCUUUCAACCGAUGGAGAUGCAGAAGAUAGAACCAGCGAGGCAAGUGCGCUCUGCGCCUCCCGCAAAUCGUGCUCCACGAUUUAAACUCAAAGAAAAAGUCGAAGAGCUUUCUCUGGAAGAAACGGGUGAAUUGCCUAAAAUCCUCAAAAGGGCAGCCAAACUUGGCCUGAUUCCAAAGCUGCCAAAGCAAGCUCUCAGUGCAGAGAAAAUUCAAAGCUUGAAGAUGGAUAUCAAGUUCGCUGAGGAGCUUCAGGAGGAACUUAGCGAAGAUCACGCAAGUGAUGUGAGUGAGCUGGACAUGAAAAUGGCAGAUCUAGGCUUCAUCGAUCAAACCAGAUUUAACACAGUGGAUGUCUUUGCAGCCGAACUCCAUCACCUCAAACUUCCAAAGUUAGAAGUCUACGAGGAAAGAAAAGACGAAGUUAUCAUUGAAGAAGCGUUUGAUCUGUCUCCGUUAGUCAUGAAGUCUGCCGGUGAGAAACCUACGCCCAAGCAACUAUUUCUGAAUGUGAUUGCAGAGAAAGUCGUGAAAGAGAGUUCAGAGGUGGCCAUUGAUUUGCCAGCUGUGUCGCAACCAAUGGACAGAGCCGUUCCAAAGGUCGUGGCUGAAGAACAAAAACACAAGGCUGCUUUGACCAAAACAGGGACGCACCAGUCUCUCCACAAAGCCAAACAUGGCGUUCUACAUGUCAAAGAACAAGGAUACAAAAAGGUAGCACCGUUGGUGACUCAGGUGGCACGUGUGCGGAGCGAACCAGACGAAGUGUUCCAACAGGCACAGAUCAACGAAAUGGUCGAGAUUUGGGUACACGCAGCGCCUCCCAAACUGCACCUUGGUAAAGAAGUGUUCGUAGAUGUGAUUGAAUAUCACGCCAGUAAUAUUGAGCCAUUGGAACCAUCUACUGCAAGUCAAAGCAUGGAAGAGGUCAAAAUGGAGGAGGCAAAAGUUGCUCGAUCUGUCGUCAUGAAUCAGGGAACAGAAGGGGUGGAAGGGAUGAAGGAAGAAGCAGUACCACUGGUGCCGCCACUGCCUAAAAGACAUACUCUAAAGGCAAGCGUGGUGCCCACAGCCAUGCAGACUGCAGAGGCUGGGCAGGUAGAGACAGAGCUGGGUCUCCAUGCUGCUGAUGAGACCAUCCUAAACAUGAUCAGCAUGGAGGUCAUCUCUGACCUCGCUCCUCUCCCAACGCAGAUGGCACAGGGUUUCGACAUCCCACUUCAGGUGUACCAGAAAGUCACCCAGCAGGCUCAGAACCAAACACACGUGUACGUCCCUCCUCCAAACUUUGUCACUGGGGUAGAAGGCACCAUGCAAACUGUAGAAGAGAAAGUGUACACCAUUCCAGUUGUGCCAAGGGAAACUGGUAAGCAGAGCCUCGAGCCAGAAGGACAUUGGGAGCAAGUUCUCCUGCAAUGGGUAAAAACUGAGCUGCAACCAUACUAUGCAGAAGAGAUAGUUCUGGAAACGAAACAACUAUCUUCACAAGAAAUACCACCAGUUGCAAGGGGUGAUUCGGCAAGUGUAAGUUCCAUACCGUCACAGCAAAUGGAAACAGCGCAAUCCCAACGCAUCAGGACAAAACUGCAUCCAUACUUCGCUCAAGAGCAAGUAAUUGAUGAAAGGCAAGUGUCUGCUCAAGAAAUACCAUCUGGACCAGAUAGAGAUUCUGCAAGUGUUGGUUCCAUACCUUUGGAAGCAAUGGCUACCGCACAGUCGCAACAUAUCAGGACACAUCUGCAUCCUUACUUUGCUCAAGAACAAGUCAUUGACACCAAGCAGAUAUCUGUUCAAGAAUUGCCAUCUGGACCAGAUAGGGAUUCAGCAAGUGUUGGUUCCAUACCUUCAGAAGCAAUGGCUACUGCACGCUUGCAACAUAUCAAAACACAACUGCAUCCUUACUUUGCCCAAGAACAAGUCAUUGACACCAAGCAGAUAUCAGUUGAAGAAUUACCAUCUGGUCCAGAUAGGGAUUCAGCAAGUGUCGGUUCCAUACCUUCCGAAGCAAUGGCCACUGCACAGUUGCAACAUGUCAGGACACAACUACAUCCUUACUUUGGUCAGGAACAAGUCAUUGAUGAAAAACAAGAGUAUGUUUACUUGUACAACGUUGUCCCUCAGCACACGGCAGAAUCUAGUGAAGUGCCAGUCUUACGUCUCCAGACAGUCAGUGCAGAUGAGUUCAGGUCCAUGCUACAUCCACAUUACGCUGAGGAAGGCAGCAUGGAUACGAAACAUGAAUAUGUGUACUUCAUUCCUCCAGGUGCUCCACAGGGAGCCGCAAGAAUCAUCCGGGUUCCAUCAACAAAGCUCGGUCAAGCACGGGCAGACAGGACCCAGACAAAGCUGCUUCCAAACUUUGUCACUGGGGAAGAAGGCACUAUGCAAACUAUAGAGGAGAGGGUACAAACUAUUCCCGUUGUACCAAGUGAAACUGGAAGGCAGAGCCUCGAGCCAGAAGAACAUUGGGAGCAGGCUCUGCUACAAUUUGUAAAAACUGAGCUGCAACCGUACUACGCAGAAGAGAUUGUGCUGGAAACGAAACACGAGUCUUCUGAAGAAAUAGCACCUGUUACAAGGGGUGAUUCAGCAAAUGUUGGGGCCAUACCUUCACAUACAAUGGAUACAGCACAGUCCCAGCAUAUCAGGACACAACUGCAUCCGUAUUAUGCUCAAGAGCAAGUGAUUGGCACAAGGCAGCUGUCUGCUCAAGAAAUUCCACCUUUAUCUCGUGGUGAUUCAGCAAAUGUUGGUUCGAUACCCUCAGAAGCAAUGGAAACAGCACAGUCCCAACACAUCAGGACACAACUGCAUCCAUACUUCGGGCAAGAACAAGUCAUUGACGAAAAGCAAGAGUACGUUUACUUGUACACCGUUGUCCCUAAACCGACUAGCACAGCAGAAUCUACUGAAGUGCCAGUCCUCAGUCUUCAGAAAGUCCGAGCGGAUGAGUUCAGGUCCAUGCUACAUCCACAUUACGCUGAGGAGGGCAGUAUGGAUACGAGACAUGAAUAUGUGUACUUCAUUCCUCCUGGCGCUCCACAGGGAGCCGCAAGAAUCAUCCGGGUUCCAUCAGCAAAUCUCGGCCAAGCACAUGCAAACAGGGCCCAGACAGAGCUACGCCCACACUAUGGAAGAGAGACUAACAUACUGGAAGAGCCGAGAGUGGGGGUGACUGAAUUUGACAGUCCAAGGACCAGUGUAGCAAUAGGGGAAGAUCUCCCAUACGAAAACUAUAGAAAUGUGGUGCCCGCCCCACAGACCCAAACCUGGGUUCAUGUGCCCCCUCCUAAAAUGAGACACGCGAUGGACAGCAGUAUGCAGACUAGGGAUGAAGUGGUGUACACCAUUCCACCGAUACCCAUGCCACUUCACAAGGUUAGGAUGAUACCACUGGAAAGGGCGCAACAGGAGAGAGCCUUGAAGAGGGUCAUUCCCACACAGACUCGCGAGAUUCGCAUGGAAAUACCCGAAGAGACUGUUCACGGUAUGCCUACGGUAACCGAACAGUCUGCAAGACAGCAACGUGUACAGUUGGAAAGGUACCAGCAGGUGGAACCACCAAGAACGCAGACAUGGAUCAAAGUCGCACCACCCAAGAUGGUAGCUGCUCGAGAGGGAUCGAUGUCAGAUGUGGUGGCCGAAGUGAUAUCAGCCGUUGCCCCUAUUCCCACACAAGCUGCAAGUGAAGGCAUUGUACCAGCUGAAGUCAUGGAAAAGGUGCACGCUGCACAGCUGAAGACGCAGCAAAUGCCCAGGGAAGGUUCUGUGCGUGAACAGGUGGAAAUCAUAUCAAACAUUCCGCCUUUGUCUUCCAAUGCUGCAAAGGAGUCCUUAACCCCAGCCGGAGUCUUCCGUCAGAUACACGCCCAGCAUGUACAGAGCCACAAAAUGCACGCAGGCCAGGAGACCAUCUUAAGGGACAACCUUGAGAUCCAAAGGGAAGUCCCUCCUUUGAUGCCUAAGACCACCAUGUGGCGUCUACUUCCACAGGAUAAAACACCAAAACUUCACAGGCAGCAACAUGAUUCGCACCGUGCAUAUUCAGCAACCGAAAGCCAUGUGUCCAAGUCAAGGCUCGAGUCUGUCACUGAACUACCCGACCUCAGGCCUAAAGUUGCAAGGGAGGUUUUGACCCACGAGGAUAUCCACCAGGCCAUCAGUAGGAUACAGAGAUCCUCCAAGUCGAGGGAUCCUGCAUGUGAGAUCCAAGAAGUUGUCGCACAGCUGGUAGAAAACUCGGAUGGAUCCGUGGCCUUCAUAGAAGGGGAAAACCUUCCAUCUAUCCCAGAUUGUCCUUUCUGUGACGUACAAGAGGGCAUGAUUCAUUUUGGUCCGUCAUAUGAGCUGAAGAAGCUACAGACCACACAGGUGUUUCAAGUUGGUGAUGGGCCACAGCUGAGGAAUAUAUACGUGCGACAAGUCCAGGAUGCUCAAGGGAAGGCCCCGCUUGAGCAAACUUCACGGAUUCCACCCACACAGCGCCGGGUAGCGUCCACUGGAACUGUGAUUUCCGACGAGUACCAGAGAGCGGAUGUCGACACGCUGUACAGCAACUGGGUACCAGCAGAGCUACAGGUUACAGGAGAGCUUGAAUCCCUCAUGCAGCAGGGCAUCAUCAGGUAUAACCCAUUGCACUCAACUGUCGAAGAGGAGGAAGGUGAUGUGUAUGAUUAUGCUGACAUCUUCCAGUCGACGCAGAAAAGUGGCCGCAGAAGGACGCAAAGGGAGGGAGCGACGGUUGGAAGUAUUCCUGAUGUUGGGUACCUCACCAAGCAGUGGACCUCGGCUAGGAAUAUGACAAGGGCAAUAGAACGGGAGGGGGAUGAAAGUCUGGACAGCGAACUAAUCAUGGAGCUUACAUCGGGUGGCCUUCAUCAGGAGAAAAUUGUGCAGAAAGACGGGUGGACUUACAUCUACAUCCCUGGACCACCGGAGUCUCCUAAAAUGCAAAGACCUCGGACCACAACAAAGAUCUCCUAUCGAGAGGACAAGCCGCCAUUUGCCUUUGACUUCAGUAGGUUGAUGCACUGGACUAUUGGACGCAGAAGUGAAGUAGAAAAGAAAGCGAGGGUACCGGAAGAGCCGCACUACAUCCCCUUUGACUUUUCAAGGGUUGCAACCUGGACAGUGCACGAGUAUCAGCCGGGAUCCAACGUCCCCGAAGAGAAAACGUACAUCAGUGCAGCCUUACCUGUGCAGGUUCGCAACACUUAUUUUGUGAAGAGCAGUCCUGUGAGGCAAGAGGAUGCAGUGCGGCAAUCCCCCAGAGUAACAGUCCCUCAAGAAAUCCGGUCAGCUCCCCAAGUGCCCAGGCAUUCAAUACCUCAAGACACUAUAAAUUGGACUCAAGCAAGCCCUGCAGCCUCCCAAGUCUAUCCAAAUCUACCCAAGUCUAUGCCUCAAGAAAUUACAGAUUGGACACAGGCAAGGCAAGAGAGGAAAGCCUUUGACUUCAGUCGAGUGCAAGACUGGACCGUCAUAAAGAAGGAGACGGUAGGCGGCAACUCCGCUGUCGGACCAGAUGAGAUGCGAAUCUCGUAUUUCGAAGACGGAAAGUUAAAACAGAGGUAUUACCGACGACCUCAGUCUUCAAGAGGAUCGUCCGUACUGGUUGGUGAACAUCCUCCUGAUCUUUCAGGGUUAAAGUUCAUAAGGGCAGACGAUAUUCCUCUUCCAGAACAAGAUGGAAGUGUCCAACAUAGCAGCGCUGUCCUGCCAGGAGAGAUGUACAUCACCUAUGUUGAAAAUGGCGAGGUAAAAAAGCUGUACAUGUCAAAAACUGGGCAAAGUAUGCCUGGAGAAGUUGUUGACGCCACCUCAAGACAGGCAUACUUCCAGCCCGGUUCACAGCAGGCAAGCGAGGACGAGGACGAUAAAGCUUCCUCGAUCUCUGGUAUCUCUGGUGUGGGGAGACCGGCCAUGCAGUUCCCAUCGACACAUUAUGAAAGGGAAGGUUCGGCUCCCAAGCCUUUGUCUCCAACAGAUGAGCUGGACACACCAAAGACACUUGAGAUGACAUCAGGAAGCAGGCACGAACCUCCCAUCCCACCAGACAUCCAGUGGACCCACGCCAACGGAAUCCACGAGGUUGUUCCUUUACACAGGGAAGACCACAGGCCCUCCCAGAUGAUUGUAAAGUCCGGCAGUAGGCCAUCCACACCGGCCGAGUCAGUGGGCAGUCGACGCUCCGACAGGGUCAUCACCUACAAGUACGACAACGGGAGAAGCAGCGACGACGUUAGUCUGGUCUUGGACGCUUCUCGGCCAAGCUCGCACAGCAGUACAGCUGUGCCGAUUUACGCGACGUCCAGCCACGCUCGACCCAAGUCUCCCACACCAGACAGCAUGGCGCAUCACUCGCAUCCUCCUGUCAAUCCUCCUCCUCCGCAAACACAGCCGUCUCCACCCUCCCCUGUCGCUCCACCACGCAGGAGAAGGUCAAGUGCAAGCAGCUCAGGAAGCAACCCGUACUCAAGACCAUAUCCACCACCAGAACCCAUGGACACGUCAAGGCCUCCAGUCAGCGCCCGUUUUGCCAACAGGUAUCCCGAAGGAGACUACUCGCAAGAUCGCGAACAACCGCUAACGUUCGCAGACCACGACGUCAGGGAGGACGAGCCGGGAAAACCGAAAAAGGUCGGUAAACUGAAGAAGAGUCGGUUCUUCCCGUUCCUGAAGGGAGAUAAGAAAGGGAAGAAGACAAAGGGACACAAUGAAGCAUUUGCACCUGUAGGAGUGACUGCACCCACAGGGGAAAACAGAGACAAUCUGGAGAGAUGGGGCUAUGGUAAUUCACUUGAUCGCUGAACAGUUGACAUAUACAAGAAACAGAAGGAUCUGAAUGAUGUAGUGAAGAACAGACUGCUGGACUGUUAUAGAGGUUGAUGCUUUUGUCAAUGAUGUCACAAUCUGCCUUUACCAUCAAAAUAUAAUACAAUACAGCUCAGCUGAAUCAGUUGAAGAUUAAUGUAAAAGUGACUGUAAAUAAUUGUGAGACAAAGACAAGGUGGUGGUCAUUGUUUUCAAAGUAAAAUAUUGGUGCUAUAUUUCUAAUGGGUGAUGGAAAAGUACAGUAUUUCUACACCGUAUAUUAGGUAUUUUCCAUGUAAGGUUUUACACAAUUAGAGUAUACUUGUAUUACACAGUAAUGUUGUAUAACAACAAUUAAAGAUGAUUGUAGAUUUUGUAGAACACCUUCAAGGUAUAUUUUCGUGUGCUAGCAUCCGGGAUAUUUUGGACAAUUGCAAUUAACACUUGAAUUCUAUUGCUAGUUGCUGCUAGACUAGUAAGUGCUAGUUUCAGAUACGAUAUCACCAACUAGAGGAAACAUAUUAUAAGCACAAACUUGAGGUUUUGGACAUUUAUUACCACGUUGCCAUAAAGAAUACGGUAAAAAUGCACAAAUUUCUAACAUAUGCCAUGCCCUGUGAGAAAUCCAGUGUGCCAUCUACAAACAUUAUUGUCAACAGUCAUCAAUAAUAUAAUUAUCAAGAAUUCUUACCCAUGUUUACAAUGACUUGAUACUACCAUCCUGAAGCAACUUUCAAUAGGACCACUUUUGAAGAUUGUAAUACAUUGUAAUACAAAAUAAUUCAAAGUUUUAUUGGUACACAAACUGUAAUAUGCACACUAACUGUAGUUGCCAUCAAAUAUAUAAUUUUACUGUAUGAAAAAUGAUAUAAUACUACACAGUAACUGUAAUA
Branchiostoma belcheri (Belcher's lancelet) is the source of this 14854-nucleotide messenger RNA. RefSeq lists its product as uncharacterized. The record is from RefSeq and is a predicted model, not a curated record. NCBI's taxonomy places the organism in Eukaryota, Metazoa, Chordata, Leptocardii, Amphioxiformes, Branchiostomatidae.